Molecule: messenger RNA, 9816 nt
Organism: Limulus polyphemus (Atlantic horseshoe crab)
Lineage: Eukaryota; Metazoa; Arthropoda; Merostomata; Xiphosura; Limulidae
Gene: tefu
Product: serine-protein kinase ATM-like
Exons: 60
Coding region: 59-9403 (3114 amino acids)
Biological process (GO): DNA repair
Molecular function (GO): protein binding; protein serine/threonine kinase activity
Source: RefSeq, a predicted model, not a curated record
UUUCGUUACAGUAGGAUAUAUAUUAUAAUAAUAAUAAUAUUUUGGAUAAAAAAUUGAGAUGUCUUUGCUUGAGCUUACUCAUUGUAUACGACUGCUGGAUUCUGAUAAAGCCACAGAGAGAAAGAAACAAAUUGAUGUGCUUCAAUGUCAGCUUGUUAAACCAGUUGUAAUACAGACUCUUGACAAAAACACAGACUUGAAACAAGGUAGUGAAAGGCAUCAACGGAGUAAUUUAGUGACAUGGGACACAGUAUUUAAAGGAGUGAAGAAUUUCAUCUUGACAGAAGCAGGUAGGCUUCGAAGUAAAGAUUCGGGAACUGGUAAACAAUCUUCAACAGUACUUGCUAACCGAAAGAAAGAAAAACAGAUGUAUUCGCAACUUUUUAAGUUUGUUGUUAGACAAGCAAAUCAAAGAGGCCCAAGACUACGAGCAUCUGAGUUAUUGAAUCACAUCUCAGUGGUAUUGAAUGAUUCCUUCACCUUAUCAGCAUUUGGCUUUGAUUACACUACAGUUCUUCUAAGAGAAGUACUAUCCAUUCAUCAAUAUCUUAAUGAUGUCAGCUCUGUGGUGAUUUUAGAUUUCAUUAAAUUAUAUUGCCGCUUAACUCUGAAUCCUCCUAACGGUUGGGAUAGAAGUCUACUAACUCAAGUAUUGCAUCGCCUCAUCAUUGUGGCAACAACAAAAUCCAACCUUAAAUCCAGAACUCUGUUAACAUUUUUCAGUGAGGCUUUCAAGAACAUAAGAAAUGAAAAAUCUAGUGGACACCAUGAGGGGCUUCUAGAAGCCUUGAUUGCCUUUUGCAAACACAUAGCUCUGGAUUGCCGUACCCAACUAUGUAAACUAGGAGAGCUAAUAUUCAUGCCAUUUCUAUAUCUUUGGAGUGCCAAGCCAUCAGUCAAAACAAAAGAAAAGUUAUUAGAGUUUUGGAAACUACAGUUGGGGCUCCAUCAUCCUCAAGGGGUCAGUGAUGAGGGAAAUGGUGCAUUUGCUUGUAACUGGGAGGUUUGGAAAAGUAAUCUGAAAAAACUAUAUAAUGUUCUGAUUGGUGAACUUCAACAAGCAUGUGGAAGAAAUAAAUACUCUUCCAGCAAAGAACUAUUUUUGAAACCAUCACUUAUUGAGGUUUUAGUAGAAGUCUGCCAUCAUGUAUUUAAGGAAGAUGACUGUAUUGAAGUAACACAGCUGUCCAUCAUGGAUCCCAACCAAGUAACAGCCACUGCAACCAAGAAACGCAGACUUGAGGUUGGAAUGCAAAUUUUUAAUGAUUCUUUGCAUGCUUUGUCAUCAUCAGUGGAAGCAAUUCCUUGGCUACAGUUGUUAGCAGCAUUAUUGUCAAAGUAUCCUGAAAUUGUUCAGCCUGACGACUUAUUUUCCCUUCUUGAUCUCCUGCUACAGAUUUAUCACUCCUGUAAACACAAUGAGAUAAAGCCAUGGGUACUGUGUUGUCUUCAGUCUUUUGUGAUUGUUCAGUCUUAUUGGAAGAACAGUAGUACACAGUCAAAUUUUUACUGGGAUCAGCUUCAGUCAUCAUGGGCUAAAACUUGGGAAUUGACAGUAAGGACAGUUGCUUUAAACCAAUGCCACCAAGAAGGACAUAAGCUCAUGCAACUUAUGCUUGAGUCAUGUCUAGUAAAACCAGGAAGAGAUUUCUAUACCCUUUACUUACCAGGUUCAAGCAACUCUGUGUCCUCUUCUUCACUAUGUACGUUAUCAAUAUUUAUGACUAAUUAUUCUCUUCCCACUCAACUCCCUGGGCAUCUUGGAUCUUCUUUUUUUCACUGGGAACCUUCCAGUUCUUCGGGAUGUGAGAAAGAAUGGUUUAGAUAUGGUGUUGUUGAGUGGCUCUUGCCAAACAGUGAAUAUUCAGUUAGUGGUACACUAGCUGUUUCAUCAAGUACACAUGUUAUUAACACCAAGGACAAAGAUCUUCUUCCUCAGCAAGCAAAUCUGAUUGGUCAACUCUGUUUAAGAAAUGGAAGUACAAAGAUAGAUAAUCCAGGAAAUGGGAUAAACUCAGAACUUGUUGAAUGGCAGUGGAUCAGAGAUGUUGAGACAAACUUACUGAAAAGUAGUUUUGACAUUCCGCUUCAUACAACCAUUGAGCCUGGACCCAAAAGCUGGAACAUGCAACAGAAUAGAGAAGGUAGAAUGAAAGUUAAACUUGUGGAGUCAGUUUGGAAGAAGGUAGUGGAAGCCUUGAUGAGAGAUUCAAGCAGAGUAUUGGAUAUACUUAGUCAUUCUCAGUCUGUGUCCCAGUUGUCAGCAGUGAUGGAAAAUGCAAGUUUGAUUAUUCAAAUCUACUCACGCCUGUGGAAUAUGAAGGUGUUAUCAAACAGUUCACCAUGGACAUCAAACCUUGGAAAUCUAGUGAAGUCCAUGAUGAAGAAGAUAGAUGAAGUGUUUAGAAAAGCACCACCUGCUAUUGAUCAACUAGAGAAGAAGGGUACCAUUCUAUCAAAACAACAGUAUCAAAAAAGCUUGAUACCUAUUCUGGAUUUUCUUUUGGAUUCACUCAAAGGUGGUGAUGAUCUGGAAGAUGGCUUGGAGAAGGAUUUUCGAAGUUGGGCACUAAGUAUCCUUCCACAGAAUGUGUUAAAAUAUUUAGUGGAACUUGCAGUAAGAAGUCCCUCAAAAACUCAUAAAAAACAGUUAUUAACAGUAGUCCCCCCAGUGGCUGUGAAUGAACAAGGUGGUUGUGAUCUUCUUGAUGAUGAUUUUGAUCUGCAAGAACCUGAAGUUUUGACUCUUAGAGAAAGGCAGCCAUCUUCAUCAUCUACCUCUAACCACUGUGCUUUUCUCUCAACUUCAGAUAGUGGUGACUUUAGUCCCAAGGAUGAUUUAAUGGACUGUAACUCACAAGAGUCACCAAACAUUGGAGGAGAUUAUCUUAUCAGUGCUUUAAAUCAUGAAACCUUUUCAGAGGCUGAGAUUGAACAAUUUAAUGCGGUUUAUAUCAUGUUAAAAUGGUGUAAAAUUUGCAAUACUUGCACUUUAUCUUCAUUCAAAGAAGAUGCUCUGUUGCCAACUCAAGUUGUGCAGAAACUCAUGGAUAGAAUUAGCUCCAAUAACUUGGAUGUAUCUGCUGUUUAUGAUGUAAAACUGGCACUGUUGAUUUCUAAAGAACUUGGAAACCUUAAAGGAACUUUAAAAUUAAAGACACACCAACUGUCUGGUAUUCUUGAUAGUUUAAGGCAUAUACUGAGAGAACAGCACAAAGACUCUGAAGUAUGUGUAGCAUGCUUAGAUUUGCUAUCUGCCCUUUUCUCACAUCUGGUAGCAGAACCUGAUUCUGAGAUAGAAACUGAGAUGAGAACAAAUAGAGACCAUGCUCUUCAUCUUUUGAAUGCUUUCUGGAAAAUGCACAAGGAGGGAAAAUGCACGAAAAAUGUAAUGUACGGCUUAGCGAAAACAACUGUCUCAGCAGUAAAGCUGGAUCCAACAGGAAAGUGGUUUGGACAAAAACAAAAUGAUGGAUCUAUUUGUCCAGCACAAGAUUUGGCUGCCUUUCUUUGUAGUCCUCACCAUGCUGUGCGCAUGUUUGCUGCAGAAAAUAUUGGUAAUCUAUUUCAAAGUAUUUCAACUGGUGUACCUUUGUCAGCUGUGAAACAACAGGAUGCUUUUGAAAUAGUAUAUACAACAGCAGUAUCAUCUCUUCAAGUUCAAGGAAACUUGCAGCAUGAGGAACUGAGUGAUGAAGGGGCCAAUAGAACGAGCAGUUUGUUAAUGUCCAUUUCCCAGAUAACACUCACCAGUUUAUACUGUGAAAAGCAAGCAAUUUUUGCUCUUUGCCAAAUCAUUUUAGAGAAGAACAUAUCAGUUAUUUUAGUGAAAAAGGUUUUGACCCAGAUCAGCAGGCUGUUAGGAUAUCCAACUACUACAAGUCUUCUGGAAGCUCACGUUGGUUUUUUGGUACAUGAGUGGUUGCAGCAACACUACAGUUUAUCACAGUUUCCAUUCUCUUUACUUGAUUGUCAGUCUGAGAAGGAUUUUUACAAAGCUUACUAUUGGAUUUUGUUACCUUUACUGUUUAAUAACCAGGACCUCACUGCAGUACAAACCGUUGGAGAAAAAGUAAGCCAGAAUUGGACAGAGUUGCUCAAAAAAUGCUUGUCCCAGAUUUUGGCAUAUAUAUUCCCAUGGUUUGGAAUCAGUGAACGGGAUCCAACUGCAAAAGAAAAACAACAACAAGCAGUUCGGGGUCAUCGACUCCUUGAAGACACACUUACUAAAAAGGUCAUGGAGAGCAUUCUGGAGCUAGACCAAGUAAUCAUCCACCUAUUAUCCACUCUGCAAGAAGACCAGUCAGACUUUGAUGAGUAUGACAUUAUUGUUCAGUGCAUUCCUCCAGCAAACCCCCCAUGUUUCUCGGCCAAUGUUCUUCGUGAAACAUGGAAAUAUCUCAUGACAUGUUUCAGAUCAGACCAGCCGGAGAGUUUAGUGCACAUUCUUUGUCAGAAAAAGGACAGCAUACAACAGGUGUUGCUUUCUCUAAGAGUUAAGCUCUCUCAGGCACACAGGACCCAUGAAAAACAAAGGGUCAUGUUGAUGUAUUUAUUGUGUAGUGAACUACUUCUUCCAGAGCUUAAGACUGGCCUUGGAGGAUCUUGGCUGUUUGUCAUCAGGGAUUUUGUAUUCACUGCCUUACGGCAAUUAAACAUACAAGGCUUCAAAGAUGACGCUAUCCUUAUCCUCUGCAUUGAGUUACUUGCCAGAACACUUCAUACAGCUGUGGAGCCUUAUCCUCAGGAAGUUAGCAUUUUACUGCCAGAAAUUGUAAGCUGUUUAAUUCCACAUAGUUUGUCAAGUUUUAAAGUAGGGGAAAAGGUCAGAAAAGUCCUGAAUUUUCUGGUUGUUGAUUGUGCAACUGUCCUUGGUGAUGCUGUGUCCAGGUUGCCUCCUUUUCCUGAUGCUGCUGUGCUUGAAACAAUUAGGGCACAACAACAGAAUCUUAUGUACAGAAAUGGCCCAUUUGAUCUGAAAGAGGAAAUCCAACAUUUCCUCAACUCCACAAACCAUGGUCAGAGUAGUUGUGAAGCACUUAGGCAUAUACACAAAGAAAUUCGGGAGAAGAAAGAAGAACUGAAAAGACUAUUGGAAGAAUUACAAGAAAAGUGGCUGUUCUCAGAGGAUGUUCUGAAUUCUCCAGUGCACCAACUAGUCUGUCACUUGAUUCACCAGUGUAGAUCUGAAGAUAAGCAGAUACAAAAAGAAGCAAGUGCAUGUCUUGGUGAAAUUGGCCCAGUUGACCUUUCAACUAUUGUCUUGCAACCUAAAAGUCAAAUAUUUCCAGUCUUAGCUUCUGCACAGAGAAAUUUUGAUGAGGAUUGUCCAAAAGAAAAAUGUUAUUGUGCUGUUUUUCACCUUCUUAAUAACUGUAUUCAAGAUAACAGUAUUGAAGUUGUUAAAGCUGCCACUAAUGUUCUGAAAACUGUGAUGUGUACCCACUCAGGUCAGAGUUUCAUGAAAGCAUAUAUUAAGAGAAACUGUGACAAUCUCUUCACAAUUUUGAAUCCUUUUCAAAGCAAACAAAAGGCACAGAUUUUGAACCUGCUUCCACCAACUGAAGCAGAUUUUGUUGGAAAGAUAGAUGACCAAUCUCUCUGGUCACCUGAAGUUUCAAAUCAUGAAGACUGGGUGACCAGGUUGAUGUGUGCUCUGCUAGAAAGUAAAGCAACUCAAGAUGAAAUUUUGCAAAAGCUGAUUCCAGUUUGUAGGUUUAAGGCUGAUGUAUGCAAAGAACUAUUGCCUUACGUUGUACACAUAAUUUUGCUUCAGGGAAAUGAAUGCUUUCAAGAAGUACUCUCUCGACAAAUUUCUGGUUUCUUUGAGAAACAUUGUUCUAAGAGUUUGCAAGCUGGAAGUCGCUGUACCACACCAUUUGUACAAACAGGAUUUGGAACACCCACACCUAUUUAUAUGUGUAAAGCAUCUGUACAAACCAUGCUUAGUGUUAUCCAUCAUCUGAGAUUACAGAAAUGUUCUUGGAAGUUUGGAGAUUUUGGAUGGAAAAACAAUUUUUGGUUAGAUAUUGAUUACCUUUGUGUAGCACAAGCAGCCACAUUUUGUUCUGCACAUUUCACUGCUCUUCUCUACACAGAGAUAUGGUGUGACCAAGAGAAAAGAAAAAGACAACUGGAAAAUCGACAACAUCAUUCUAGUAAUUUAUCAGACAACUUUGGAUCUUGUAGUCAAGACACAUCCACCUUAGCCUCAAUAAGCUCCUGUGACCAAGAGAGGGCACCGCUAGUUCAUAAACUACUGAUGGAUGCUUACUGUAGCAUAGGUGAACCAGAUGGUGUUUAUGGGUGUGGUGAAGUAGCUAAAGAUAGCCAAGAUGUAAGGAUUCAGUGUUAUGAACAAGAGAAUCGAUGGGAUCGAGUUUUAAGCUAUUAUGACUUGGAGCUGACACAGAAUACCUCGUCACGUGUUGGGUUGUUAACUGCCCUUCAGAAGUGUGGACUUAACCAUGUACUCUAUGGCUACCUGAAGGGAGUUGGUCAACCUCUAGAUAUAAGCUCAGAACUGCUUGAAUAUCAAUGUGAAUCUGCAUGGCGAAUAAGCCAAUGGGAUGUUGACUUACCAGAGAGCAAUUCUAGAGGAACCAUAGGUUUUCAGCAAGGGAUUUACCAGUGCUUGACAUCACUAGUUUGUAAGGAGAAGGAUAGUUUUAUUCAAAAUUUGGAAAUCUGUAGGUGUUCAGCUUUGGAAGAUUUAAACCAUACAAGUUUGGAAUCUGUUCGCAGCAUCUAUCCAGCUCUUUGUAAUUUUCAGAUGUUGGGAAUCAUGUCCGAUUACUUUAAUAUGCAGUGUGGAAUCACCGAUGUUGCGGAAGUAUUAUUUAGGUGGAAUAAAAUCAGUAAUCUUCCAUCCAGUGGUUUUGAUUUUGAUGAACCAGUGUUAUGGCUAGAAUAUGUCCUGCUGAGACAGCAUAUACCAACUGCUUUUCAGCAAGGACCUGUCAUUCAAGGUAUCGUGAGAUGCUUAGAAAAUUAUGCAGAAAAAGCCCGGAAAGAAAACUGUCUUUCGGAUGCUGAUAAAGCUGUUCACACUCUUCGCAGCCUUUCUGGAAGUGCUACCCAAAGAGCUCUCUGGUGGAAACUAGAAGAAGCUAAGGUUUACUGGGAUAGAUCUGAAGUUACAGUAGCAAAAAACUUAUCAAGGUCACUUCUUAGAAACCUUGAAGGAAAGUACCACGAGAGUGAAGAGCUAUCAAUAUUGUACGCCGAAACCCUCACCUUGUAUGGAAGCUGGUUAAGUGAUUCUUGCUGUGAAAGUUCUGAAACUAUAAUGACAGAUUUCCUUGAGAAAGCUGUCCAAGUUCUCGAUCCUCUCUACCUUCUGGACAAGACAGUUCUCUGGAACGCUUACCUGGCAGUAGCUAGAUAUGCUGAUGCCCAGUACCAAAACAUUGUAAACAAUAUGCGCUCCCUUUCCUACCAAGCCAAGCAAGGUUUGAUUAGACAAUGCAGGAGAGAAGCCAAAAAGCUGGAGGAGAUGAAGAAAAUUGUUGCUUUAACUAAGGAACAAACCAAGACUCUAAAAACUCUUAUCAAACAAAGUGACCUUGAUGAGAGGGAACUGAAUUCUACAUUAGAACACAAAAACAGAUUUCUAAGAAAAGCAUUAGGAAACUAUCUGCAUUGUCUCCUUGGUACAGAUGCCCAUGACCUUCGAGUAUUUCGGCUUACCUCCUUGUGGUUCCAGAACUCUACCAAUGAAGAAAUUAACACUCUUCUCAAGAAUGGAAUAGCCAAGAUGCAAAGCUAUAAGUUCCUCCCUCUGAUUUACCAACUAGCUGCAAGAAUGGGGAAGAUAAAUCAACAAUCAGUUGCUGACUUCUGCUCUGUACUUUUUCAAUUGAUUGAAAAAAUAACCUUAGAUCACCCUUUUCAUGCUUUGCCCGUUAUCUUUGCACUGAGUAAUGCAGAGAAAGAUACCACAGAUGGACACGCUUUCAAGUUAUCUGGAUGCCAGGGCAGCCAAACAGAGAGUGAUGAAAGAGUACAGGCAGCUAAAGCACUGCUGAGUAGACUGAAGAAGAGUUCUAUUUCUGAAAUUGCCACUCAAAUGGAAGUACUUUGUGAAGCAUAUAUUAAUCUGGCUUACUUGCCUAUCCCCCAGCAAAAACUGAAACCUCGCAGCAUAAAUAAAAUUCCUACAGAUCAGCUGAUUGUGAAGAUCAGGAACCUUCAUAAGAUUCCUCCUCUAACACAAGAUAUACAGGUUGAUCGUUCUUGUAAGUAUAAUAAUCUGCCAGGAAUACGAGGGUUUGAAGGAGAAUUUCGUCUCUGUGGUGGAAUCACUGUUCCUAAAGUUAUUUUUUGUAACAGUACAGAUGGAUUUCAGCACAUCCAGCUGGUCAAGGGUGGGGAUGAUCUUCGACAAGAUGCUGUAAUGCAGCAAGUUUUUAGACUAGUCAACUGUUUACUAUGGAAAAAUUCAGAAACAAGAGGUCGAAAAUUGAGUGUUCGCACAUACAAAGUGGUUCCCCUGUCUCGUCGAAGUGGGGUAUUACAGUGGUGUGAGAGAACUCAACCAUUUGGUGAAUACCUAAUUGGAAAAGAUGGUCAAGGAGGAGCACACUUAACAUACUACCCCCAAAGCUGGACAGCAUCAAAAUGUAGAAAUGAAAUGAGUAAGGCAUCACAGAACACAGCAGAAGAGAAACUGAAAACAUACCUUAAAAUUUGUCAAAAUUUUCUGCCAGUUUUUCGUUACUUCUUUUUGGAGCAGUUUCCUGAGCCUGCAGUUUGGUUUGAACGUCGUUUGGCUUAUACUCAGAGUGUAGCUACAUGUUCAAUAGUUGGUCACAUCCUGGGUCUGGGUGACAGACAUGUUCAGAACAUACUUAUUGAUAAAAGUACAGCUGAAAUGAUUCAUAUAGAUUUAGGUGUAGCAUUUGAGCAAGGGAAACUUUUACCAACUCCAGAAACUGUUCCGUUUCGUCUAACAAGAGAUGUUAUUGAUGGAAUGGGUGUUAGUGGUGUUGAAGGUGUAUUUCGGAGAUGCUGUGAAAAGACCAUGGAAGUAAUGAGAAAGUCACAGGAAUCGUUGCUUACUAUUUUAGAAGUUCUAUUGUAUGAUCCACUCUAUGUAUGGACUCUAACUCCAACAAGAGCAAUAAAAAUUCAACAUCAUCAUGAAGGUCUAGGUCUUGAUGAAACAGAACUCAUUCCAACACCAACUGGUUGUGGGUUUGAGGAACUUGGUGAUUGUGGAAAUCAAGGUGUAGAAGUAAACAAGCUUGCUGAAAGAGUUCUACUGCGACUUCAACAAAAGUUGCAAGGUGUGGAACAAGAUGUAGCUUUAAGUGUGAAUGGACAGGCAAAUUAUUUAAUUCAACAGGCUCGAGACCCUCACAAUCUUAGUCGUCUCUUUCCUGGAUGGCAGCCCUACAUAUAAUGACAUUGAGUAUAAAUGUAACAUGUACAUACAUAGUCCUUGAAAUUUACUAAUGUGAUUAUCCUUUAUUUCCUAGGUGUAUUCAUAUGUAUAUAUAAACAUGCUCAAUGAGAACUUUUUAGAUGUAGCCAUAUAUAUAUAUAUCUAAACUUACCCAUACACAUUAAUAUUCAUAAUAUUUUUACAUAAGGGACAAUAUAUAAAGGCAUAAUCACUAAAAACUUGUGAUGUUGAACCUUGGAGUGCAAAAUAUUUUUUGUUUCAAUUAGAGAUAAACUUUUAGCUCCUUAAAAAGUGGUUUAGUUAUGAUUUUUUUCUAAAGAACCAUUUCCUAGUGUUUCAGGUCUAAAUACUUAAGUAUUGUUGUAAAUGAUUAUCAUGAUUCAGUAAAGAAUUUUGUUUGUUGUCCCUGA